Parastagonospora nodorum SN15 is the source of this 435-nucleotide messenger RNA. RefSeq lists its product as hypothetical. The record is from RefSeq and is a predicted model, not a curated record. The transcript is spliced from 2 exons. Lineage: Eukaryota; Fungi; Ascomycota; Dothideomycetes; Pleosporales; Phaeosphaeriaceae. The coding region runs from base 1 to 435 and encodes 144 amino acids.
AUGUCGGCGCAACCCAACAGUCGUGCCCAAGCAUCGGGCAGCUUGCCUGAUACUCAGACCCAAGCUGGGCCCUCCAACCAGAAGAAUGCCCAACGGAUCCAAGAGACGCCUGAGGUUGAACAACGUUUCGAGGAGAUCGAUGAUGAGUUCGAAGACGUCGUCACGGGCCAGAAUAACCCGGACGAGCCCAAGUCGCCAUCUUCCGCGACAGCAAACCUACUCAGCCGCCUCGAGCGGCUGUUUACCCAACAGAACCGCAACCUGCGGCUGGACAGCAGACAGUGCAGCAGCAGCUGGCUGAACAAGAAGCUUGUGUACAGAGUCCGCAACAAGCAAUCCGGAUUGGUUCGCUUGCUUGACUUGCUUAAGUUACUCAAUUCAAUCAAGUCAAUCUCGUCUCAUCCAUUUUUGGUGUCAAUUCAAUCGAAGGGAUAA